Molecule: messenger RNA, 3162 nt
Organism: Amphibalanus amphitrite
Lineage: Eukaryota; Metazoa; Arthropoda; Thecostraca; Balanomorpha; Balanidae
Product: proclotting enzyme-like
Exons: 9
Coding region: 412-1986 (524 amino acids)
Biological process (GO): proteolysis
Molecular function (GO): serine-type endopeptidase activity
Source: RefSeq, a predicted model, not a curated record
UCGGCACGGAGGAGGCACGGCUCACGGGCGGUGACAGGAGCUCCGGUCAGAGCUCGCUGUCCCCCACAGUCGCCCCCAGUGACCCGCGGUCAGCUCCAGUGAGCAGCUACAGUAGCCCACAGCAGUGGGACCUGUGUCCGAGAGAGUGAGAGGGGAGAGAGUGAUUGGUCAACAGUGAGAAGAGUGGAGCUGCCGUCAACAGUCGGCGGCCUCUGUGACCUCUCGUCUAUCACAGCGUCAACAGUGUCUCCAGUCACGUGGUCUCGCUGUCUCGCGCGGCGCCAGUACUGGCCGAGUCACGUGCUCUGACUGACUGACGCGCCAAACUCGAGUAGGCGCAGGGAAAGUUGGCGCCGCCGGCCUGCGUUCUGCACACACCGCCUCCUCCUCUGACUCAGACACUCGCCAGAUAUGAAGCCAAGAAGAUUGAUACAGUGUGCGAUUGGCAUUUUGCUGCUCACUGUCUGCUCAACCGCCUCGGCAGAAAAAGAUGCCGCCUCAACAGACUCGGACUCGGGAGGUCGCGACAGGUCGGGGGACUCGCGCGGCCUCUUCAAGGAGCUGGUGAAGGGCGCCCUGGUGCUGGCCGGUAACAGCGUGCUGGGCCCGAACGUGACCAGCGCGCUGCGGCCGCUGGCCAGCCCGCUGGUGGACCGACUGCUGCCGGAGGACGGCCUGGGCGGCCUGGGCGGGCCGUCCCAGCCGCUAGACCCCGCGUUCGGCCAGCAGUCGGGGGCUGCUGCCGCGACGGCCGUCCAGCCGGUGGCGCAGACGGCGGCGGCCCAGCAGAACAGCGGCCAGCCGGCGCCCAGCUGCACCACGCCCCAGCUGACCAGCGGAGAGUGCCGAGACCUCAGCGCCUGUCCGCAGAUGCUGCUCGACCUGGGCAACCUGCGCAACAGCAUCUGCUUCCAGUCGCUCUUCGUGCCCGGCGUCUGCUGUCCCAGCUCGGGCUCAUCGUCCAGCGGCGUCCAGACAGCGGUGGCGCAGCGGCCGGUCCGGCCUGCUCCGGUGCCCACCCGGCCCUCGUUCGGCGGCUCUCUGGGCCAGGGUCUGGGCCAGGGCCUGGGCCAGGGCCUGGGCCCGCAGAGGCCCCAGAGGCCGCAGCCGCCGCGGCCGCUGCCCCCGAUCGCCGGCCGGCCCCCGCCGGUGUCCCGUCCGCCACCCGUCAGCAUCCCCGGCGUACCGGUCACACCACAGCGGCGCUUCCCCUGCGGAGUGCCGCAGUCCCCCCAGUUCCGUGUGGUGGGAGGCGACGUGUCCCGUCCGGGCCAGUGGCCCUGGAUGGCCGCCAUCUACCUGCACGGAAAGGGUCGCAAGGAGUACUGGUGUGGCGGCUCACUCAUCUCCAGCCAGUACAUCAUGACGGCCGCCCACUGCACCAAGGACUCCAAGGGAAAGAGCUUCCACCCGCGUCAGUUCACCGUCCGCCUGGGCGACACGGACCUCUCCACACAAUCGGAGGCCUCGGCCACUGUCACGUACCGCGUGUCCGAGUACACGGCACACCCCGACUUCAAGUUGAACGGCUACUACAACGACAUAGCUCUGUUCAAGCUGGACCGGCCGGUGGACUUUAAUGAGUUCACCAUCCCCAUCUGCCUGCCGGAGGAGUACGAGGGCGCCGCGCUCGACUCGCUGGUCGGCAGGACGUCCCACGUCAUCGGCUGGGGUGUCACCACAUACGGCGGUAAGGAGUCGCCUCAGCUGCGCAGUGCAGAGCUGCCCAUCUGGACCCAGCAGAGCUGCGACGAGGCCUACUUCCAGCCCAUCCAAGAGAUGUUCAUCUGCGCGGGCUACGACGACGGCAGGAAGGACGCCUGCCAGGGCGACUCUGGCGGCCCCCUCGUCUACUACGAGCGCGGACGCUACAUGCAGCUGGGCAUCGUCUCCUUCGGAAACCGGUGCGCCCAGGCCGGCUACCCAGGCGUCUAUACGCGAGUCACCAACUUUUUGCCCUGGAUCCGACAGAACCUCCGGGUGUGAUCGUGUGGGGUCGUAGGACCUCCGAGUGUGACCAGGCGGACGAUAGGACCUCCUAGUUAGUGUCACCAGGUGAACCCUUGGACCUUCGAGUGUGACUGAGAAGGACCACAGGACCUCCAGGUCGAACCGGACGGGACCACAGGACCUCAGAGACUGACAGGGAUCGGCGGCCGAUGGCCAGUCGCGGUCGAUACAACAGUGUACCACUGGCUGAGGGACUUUGCGCGGCGCCUGCGCCGAAUGCGACCGACUUCUGCUGGCUAAAGACGUCUGUGUGCAGUGAAAGGGUUAGUGACUCAUGCCUGCGUAUUUACUCAACCGCUAGUGCCGCUGGAUGUCGAUAAAUUUCGACAAGGACUUGUAGAAGACUUCGAGCUGUGACUGUCAUCAGUGCGACCUCAAGUUUGCAGCCGGGUGGUUUUCGUCUUCCAUGCGCAUCCCGUGAGUUCAGGUUCCGAACUCAUCACUCAUGACCCUGACCUUGUCGGAUCGCGGUCAGGUCGUGCUCACUGUGCAGCGCGGCUCAGCAGGGAAGGGGAGGUGCAGGACAGAAAGUGUCUCCUCAACUGAAAAACGGUCGGCCGACGAGUGAGUGUUCGAUCGAGCCGGCGAGCGAGACGGUCGAUCGCGCCUCAAUCGCGAUUCGCUGUUGCCACUUGCCACCGCCGCCGCCGCUACCGCCGCCGCCGGCCGGCCUCAGUGAAAGUGCUGCUCGUUGCCCGUGGGUCCUCCGGCCGGGCCGUGCGCGGCUCGCUGGCACGGCCCGGCCACGGCGCAGCUUGUGCCGGCCUCCCGGGCCGCCGGCGGCCUCCCAGCGAAACAGAAAGCCGCCCAGGCGUGGGCGACCGCGGGCGGACGUCACACACCACACUGACGUGCGAAUCGCUCGCCGCUCGAGAGGUGCUCGGCGCCUUAAGUGAAACUGUUUUUUAUGCUUUUGGUGAUGUCUGAGCAUUAAGUGACACAGCCACGUUGCUAAUGUUUUAAAUGUUAUAAAAUGUGGAUUUUGCGAGUGUUUGCUGUUUGCGGUAACAAUCAGGGUCGCAAUGCCAUGUGUAUGUUGUUUGGCAUCAUAUGCUCAUUACCCAGUAGCUAACAUGCGUCCCAAGGUACUCAAUUGUUACCGAUCAUUUGACAUGUAAAACACGUUAAAUAAACGACGUGACUGAUACUUUG